AUGGAUAAGUUUAGAAUAAUCGUACUUGGUGAUUCAAAAGUGGGCAAGAGAACGUUUGUAGAGACAUUCUUUAGUCCGUCUCCAUUUGACCUGUUGGACAAUGAUAAUGAUAAUAUUCAAACAAAGAUAUUAAAUAUACCAGAAUGUUAUCUUGAUGAAUUAAAUGCAACUGUUACAAUAGUUAGAACAAUGUCAUCAUAUUCAACAUUCUUAUCAAAUGUAUUCUUUUUGGUGUACAAUGUUACUGAUCAAAGUACAUACGAUAAUAUUAAAACAUGGAGAAAGCAGAUUGAUAGACUUUGUAUUGACCCACAUCGACUGGUUAUUGUGGUUGGUACGCAUUGUGAUCCUCGUCUCUCCAACAAGAGAGUUGUGACUACAAAGGACGCAUCGGAUCGUGUGAGUAAUACCUUUGGUAUAUUAGGAUACCACUCAUACUUUGAAAUGUAUAAAGAUCACUGUGACACAAAUACUAGACAAUUGAUAGCAAGACGAUUAGCAUCAUCUUAUAAUCGUACUCUUGGUUACAAUAUUUCAAAUAUUCCACAUCAUCUAUUACAAAAGAUUAAUUUAAAUGCUAUCAAAUAUCCUAUUAUUAAUAAUUCUAAUAAUAACUGUAAUAAUAACCGUAACAAUAAUAAUGUAAUUAAUAAUGUAUUUAAAUACAAGAUGAUUGCAAUGAAAAUAUUUAGAAUGGUAGGAGAGAUACAUCAGAUGCUGGGAUUAAGAUCAAUUAAAUUGUCAACAUCUUUUGCCUCGGUUUGGUGUUCUCAUCCUACCCUCUAUCCAAUGGUCGAGUAUAGAAGGAUACAUGGGUAUCCAAACAUUACAUUCUUUCAACAGACAUUUGAAAGUGGAAUAUUCAAUCGCAACAAUACCAACCUCGAUAUGUUUCUAAAGGUAUUUGGUAAAGAACGACAACCCAAUAGAUACAUGUUAGAAUAUCAUUUCAUCGAUUCCAAGAUGGUCGAUGAUUGUUGUGUUGCAGGAUCAAUAGAUAUCAUCCAACACUUACAAAAGGUGUAUCAACUAAAUUGGAGUGAAACUGGGUUCUACAUGUCUGUCAUAUUUAAUCAUUUAGAAUUAACUAAAUACAUUGUAAAUAAUAGUAGUAGGAGAUCAAUUGAAAGUGAUACCACCACCACCGCCGCCGUCACCGUCACUUUCGGUAGUUUAAUAUUAACCAAUCAAAUGAUCAAUAAUGCAAUUGAAUUGGCAACAAUCUAUAAAAGAGUUGAUCAUUUUAAUUAUCUAAGAGAUAUUAUAUGUACUAAUUCUAAUAAUAAUAAUAAUAAUAAUAAUAAUAAUAAUAAUAAUAAUCAAUUUGCAAAAUCAUAUAUAAGAGCUGCAUAUCAAGCAGCCCAAUGGCCACAGUAUGGUUAUUGCGCAACAAAGACAACAUUUGAAAUUGCCUCUUCCUUGUUUUGUCCAGGCAGCCACAGCAGCAGCGAUAACAACAACAGCGAUGACACCGGUGCUGAUAAUAAUGAUAAAUGGAAAACACCAUCAGGAAUUACAGCUUCACAAAGUUUUCCAUCCAAACAAACAGAUAAUAAUAGUAUUAAUAGUAAUAAUGAUAAUGAUAAUAAUGAUAAUGGUACUACGAUGUUCAAUUUUAACAAACCAAAUCGAUCGAUCGAUCGAUCGAUAGAUAGACUAUUCAAUUAA
Molecule: messenger RNA, 1668 nt
Organism: Cavenderia fasciculata
Lineage: Eukaryota; Evosea; Eumycetozoa; Acytosteliales; Cavenderiaceae
Exons: 5
Coding region: 1-1668 (555 amino acids)
Molecular function (GO): GTP binding; GTPase activity
Source: RefSeq, a predicted model, not a curated record